Molecule: messenger RNA, 249 nt
Organism: Geodia barretti
Lineage: Eukaryota; Metazoa; Porifera; Demospongiae; Tetractinellida; Geodiidae
Source: the annotation of a GenBank genome assembly
AUGAGCGACGACCCUAAUCUGAGCCUUACGCUCGAGGGUCAUACGUGCAACAUCGGCACGUCCGAGUACAACCAGGCGCUCGGUGAGCGGCGAGCCACUUCCGUGCGCGACUAUCUGACGAGCCGCGGCAUCGCCGCCAGCCGGCUGCAGACGGUCACCUUCGGUGAGGAGCGCCCGCUGCACGACAACGCGCGUGAGGAAACCAGGCGCCUGAACCGCCGCGCCGCCUUCGUCGUCCGCAUGCAGUAA